CGUAUUUCCAUUUUUUUCACCAGCCAAUCUCCUCAGUUCAUUCCGUAGUCCUCACCGUGGCAGAUUCGCCAUCUCAGCCCCUCGAGCAGCGCGCAUUACGACCAUCGCCGUUCUUCAGGGGAAGUUUUCCGGCGGCGUCGGCGCGUCAGGGUUAGUCUUUAUGGUGGACCUGGAAGGAUAAUGCCAAGAGAAAGCAAUGAAAGAUCUGAAAGAUAGGUGCAGGGUGCUGACUCUGGUCAUUUUGGCCAUACUGGUUGCAAUUCUUGGUUUUUAUGGUUUGGUGAAACCUGUGUCUAAUGGAUGUGAUAUGACAUAUAUGUACCCAACGUAUAUCCCAAUCUCGUCACCACAAAAUGUCUCGUCGGGGAAGUACGGGCUGUAUCUGUAUCAUGAAGGGUGGAAGAAGAUUGAUUUCGCAGAUCACCUCAAGAAGCUCAAUGGCGUGCCGGUUCUUUUCAUUCCAGGCAAUGGCGGUAGCUACAAACAGGUGCGAUCUCUGGGAGCAGAAUCCGAUAGGGCAUAUCAAGGAGGCCCUCUUGAGCGUACCUUUUACCAGGAAGCUUCCCUAACUCCUGAAGAAGGAGGACUGGAGAUGGAUGUAGCAGGCUUGCAGUUACCCAGUCAAUAUUCACGUCGGUUGGAUUGGUUCGCUGUGGAUCUUGAAGGUGAACAUUCUGCAAUGGAUGGUCGAAUACUUGAAGAACACGCUGAAUAUGUUGUAUAUGCCAUUCACAGGAUAUUGGAUCAAUACAAAGAGUCUCGGGAUGCUCGUGCAAGGGAAGGUGCUGCAACCUCUGGGAGUUUGCCAAAAAGUGUCAUAUUGGUUGGCCAUUCCAUGGGUGGUUUUGUAGCUAGAGCAGCUAUUGUUCACCCACAUCUCAGGAAAUCAGCUGUUGAAACUGUUUUAACGCUUUCCAGUCCACAUCAGUCUCCUCCAUUAGCAUUGCAGCCAUCACUGGGGCACUAUUUUGCCCGAGUAAAUGAAGAGUGGAGAAAAGGUUAUGAGGUGCGAACCAAUCAAGCCGGGCAUCAGGUGUCUGAUCCUGCACUAUCUAAAGUUGUCGUAGUCUCUAUUACUGGUGGAAUUAAUGAUUAUCAGGUUCGCUCAAAGUUAGAAUCACUUGAAGGUAUUGUUCCAAGCGCUCAUGGCUUUAUGAUCACUAGUACAAGCAUGAAAAAUGUGUGGCUAUCAAUGGAACAUCAGGUUAUUCUGUGGUGCAAUCAAUUAGUUGUACAAGUAUCACACACCCUCCUCAGCUUGAUAGACUCAAAAACGGGUCAGCCUUAUGAUGAUACUCGUAAACGACUAGCAAUAUUCACAAAAAUGCUGCGGAGUGGCAUAGCGCAAAGUUUUAAUCAGAUGAAGCAAUCGCAAAAAUCUACGCAGUCAAGUCUUUUUCCCACUAUGGGUGAAAGAGGAUCUCAAGGUCACAUGUUACCUGAAUGUCCAGCCAAUGUUCAAUGGAGUAAUGAUGGCCUUGAAAGGGACCUAUACAUUCAAACGAAAACAGUUACAGUUUUAGCAAUGGAUGGGAGAAGACGAUGGUUGGACAUUCAAAAACUGGGAUCUGAUGGGAGAAACCAUUUCAUACUAGUCACAAACCUUGCUCCCUGUUCUGGCGUUAGACUUCAUCUUUGGACUGAAAGGGGAAAGUUACCAUCGAACUUUCCUGUGGAUAAAAGAGUACAAGAGGUGACUUCAAAAAUGGUGCAUAUUCCAUCAGGGCCUGCACCAAGGCAGAUUGAACCAGGUGGUCAGACUGAGCAACCACCUCCAUCUGCUGUCUUUAUGUUGGGUCCCAAGGAUAUGCACGGUUUCAGAUUUCUAACUAUUUCUGUUGCACCUCGUCCGAGCAUCUCGGGCAGACCUCCUCCAGCAGCUUCCAUGGCAGUUGGACAGUUCUUUAAUCCAGAGGAAGGGCAAAAGGAGUUCUCUCCUCUCAUGUUGUUUUCCUCUAGCUAUUCUCAUAAGGACAUAUUCUUGAAGGAGGAUCAUCCUAUUGCUUUUAAUCUGUCCUUUGGAAUUAGCUUAGGCCUUUUGCCUGCUACAUUAUCUUUGAAAACUGUUGGUUGUGGCAUAAAAGACUCUGGGCUUCCAGUUGAAGAGGCCGGUGAUACUGAAAAUAGCAGACUUUGCAAAUUGCGCUGCUUCCCCCCUGUAGCACUUGCUUGGGAUGUUACGGCAGGACUUCAUGUCAUUCCAAACUUUUAUGUUCAGACAAUUGCUGUGGAUUCCGCACCAGCGCUUUGGAGUUCAACUCAAGAAUCUGAUAAAACCAUUAUUCUGCUGCUGGUGGAUCCUCACUGUUCAUACAAAAGCAGCAUUACCAUCUCAUUUACCGCAGCUGCCAGCAGGUUUUUACUUCUGUACAGUUCACAGAUAAUUGCUCUAUGUUUUGCUGUUAUCUUUUUCGCAUUAAUGUGUCAAGCACAUGCUUGGGAUCUCAAUUCACCUAUUCCUUCAAUGCUGAGAGCAGUUCAAUCAAAUUUGAGGAUGCCUUUUCCAGCUUUGCCCCUGAUUGUUGUGCCGAUCUCGGUUGCCUUGCUACUCUCUCUGCUAAUUGACCAAUCAGUUCCUCCAAUCAGCUUUAUCCUCAUCUCAACUCUUUGCUAUUUACUUGCAAAUGGUUUCAUGAUCGUCUUUGUAUCAAUCUCCCAAUUGGUCUUCUAUGUGGCUGCUGUCAUGCAGAUUUUCAUCAAGACAAGGUGGCAAUUGGGGGAGCGGGUUGAGCUGUUCCAUCACUUUACUAAUCUUUCUUCUGGUUUCUUCUCAUUAAAGGUGGUUCGGUUUGUAGCUGCAAAUUCAUCCCUGGUCAUAGCAACGGUUGCGAGUACCUUCGUAUGCCUUGUCCAUCCAGCGUUGGGCUUGUUCAUACUUGUUUUGCUUCAUGCUUUCUGCUGUCAUGGUGCUCUAUGCAGUUUUUUUACGGCUUCGUUUCGCAGUCAUACACGAAGGAUGGAUUUUUCAGAAUAUAAAAAGGAUGUCAGUGACAGGCCUUCCCAUUUUUCUGUUGAUUCUGAUCACAAAUCCAGGGAUUCCCUUUUGGGAGACAACUACUCUAGUAGUCUGGAAUCAGCCAGAAGUUUUGCAGACACGCAAUUAGACUUCUUCCAUCACCGGCAUGGCUUGUUGGUGUUACAUCUUCUGGCAGCACUCAUGUUUGUCCCAUCUCUAGCAGCCUGGUGGCAGAGGGUUGGGACAGGUCAGAGUUUCCCAUGGUUGCUUGACUCAGUUCUUUGCAUCUGUGUCAUCCUUCAUGGUAUUUGCAAUCCGAAGCCUGACUCGACUUUCUUCUCUUUUCCCUCGUCAAGCAUCAUCAGAGGGGAAAUGAAAAUGUACUACAUCUACCAGUUCGCUGGGUGUUAUUCUUUUCUCUCUGGUCUGGCCUUGGCUCCUUACAGAGUUUUCUACGCCAUGGCCGUGGUCGGGUUUCUUUCAUUGGUGUUGAAUGUCUUGCAGAAGAGAAGCAAGGAAAAAGGAGAAGCACAUACAAAAAGGAGAAAGCAUUCCCACAGACACUAAGAAAAUUGUCAACUAAAACUGUAAGCUUCAAAGCUUCUCACGGUAUGUGAAUAACCAUGAAUUUUGCAAGGCAAGGCUUAAUUUGCUGCUUCUUAAUUUGCUGCUUCUUGUUGUAAUAUCUUGUGUGAAAAAGUAGGAGAUGUAAUACAGAUUGUAGGCAAAAUUUUGUAAACAUUUGGGGCUCAGCCCCAUUCUGAGUGUGAAAGUGCCUUUUGCGAGGGAUAUUGCUCAACUUUUGGUGUCAACAGAAAGAAAUCAUUCUUC
This is a messenger RNA of Rhodamnia argentea, 3787 nucleotides long. RefSeq lists its product as uncharacterized. NCBI's taxonomy places the organism in Eukaryota, Viridiplantae, Streptophyta, Magnoliopsida, Myrtales, Myrtaceae. The coding region runs from base 197 to 3523 and encodes 1108 amino acids. Gene Ontology annotation, molecular function: hydrolase activity, acting on ester bonds. The transcript is spliced from 19 exons. The record is from RefSeq and is a predicted model, not a curated record.